Molecule: messenger RNA, 1673 nt
Organism: Apis cerana (Asiatic honeybee)
Lineage: Eukaryota; Metazoa; Arthropoda; Insecta; Hymenoptera; Apidae
Gene: Argl
Product: Argininosuccinate lyase
Cellular component (GO): cytosol
Molecular function (GO): argininosuccinate lyase activity
Source: RefSeq, a predicted model, not a curated record
UUAUAUUUAUCUUAUGUAAUUAUGAUGUAUAUAAAAAUUAUGAUGUUUAAAAAAGACAGCACGACCUCUCUCGUGUCAGUGGUGUUACUGAUAAACUCGCAGAAAUUUCAUUAUAAAGAUUUCAGAAUUUGCGUUUCAUGUUCUUUCUGAAAUAACAAUUUAUACAAAAGAAAAGUGUUGUAAUUGACGAAUCAUAAUGCAGGAAAAUUACGAAAAAUUAUGGGGAGGCCGUUUUAUGGAUAAUAUCGAUCCAAAAUUUCAUGAUUUGAACGCAUCGAUUAAUAUUGAUAAACGAAUGUAUGCAGAAGAUAUAGAGGGAAGUGUGGCAUAUGCAAAAGCAAUACGAUUGGCCAAUCUUCUCACAGAUGAAGAAUUACAAAUUAUACUGAAUGGUCUCAAACAAAUGAAAGCUGAAUGGGAAGAGGGUCGAUUCAUUAUACACAUCGAAGAUGAAGAUAUUCAUACUGCGAAUGAGCGUCGACUUACGGAAUUAAUCGGGGACGUUGCAAAGAAAUUACAUAUCGGAAGAAGUCGAAAUGAUCAAACUAUAACUGAUACAAAAUUAUGGCUUCGAAAAGCUAUAAACAUACUUUUAAAGAAAUUGAUGAAAUUCAUUCAGGUUCUUGUCGAUCGAGCUGAAAAUGAGAUAGAAAUUAUUAUGCCCGGAUACACUCACAUGCAACGUGCUCAACCAAUAAAAUGGAGUCAAUGGUUACUCAGCUACGCCUGGUAUGCUAAAGCAGAUAUUGAGAGAUUACAAGAAAUUCAAAAACGAGUAAACAUUUUGCCUUUGGGCAGUGGCGCAAUAGCUGGGAAUCCUUUUCAAAUUGAUCGACGUAUUCUGGCCAAUGAAUUGGAUUUUUCUGAAAUAACGGAGAAUAGCAUGUAUGCUAUAGGAGAUAGAGAUUUUGUUGUUGAGUUUCUUUUUUGGUCUUCAUUAACGGUAAUUCAUCUGAGUCGUCUUUGUGAGGAUUUGAUUAUUUAUAGCAGCGAAGAAUUCGGUUUCGUGAGAUUUGCUGAUCAAUUUUCUACAGGCAGUAGUUUGAUGCCUCAAAAACGUAAUCCUGAUUGUAUGGAAUUAAUUCGAGGAAAAGCUGGCACUUUACUUGGAAAAUGUAUGGGUUUCAUGACUACUUUGAAAGGAAUUCCGUCUACAUAUAACAAGGAUCUUCAAGAAGAUAAAGAAGCUAUAUUUUCUACAUUCGAUAUAUUAAACAAUAUACUUGUUAUUGCUACAAAUGCAAUAAAUACGCUUGAAAUAAAAAACAAUAAGUGCGAAAAAGCUCUAACAUCUACUAUGUUAGCAACUGAUAUGGCAUAUUAUCUUGUUCGAAAAGGGAUGCCGUUUAGAGAAGCUCAUUACUUAACUGGAAAAGUUGUUGCUCUGUCAGAAUUAUUAGAAGUACCUCUUUGUAAAUUGUCGCUUAAAAAUUUACAAUCUAUAAGUACUAAAUUUCAAAAAGAUGUGAGGCAAAUUUGGAAUUUUUCCAAUAGUGUUGAACAAUAUAAAGUUACAGGUGGAACCAGUACAAUAGCAUUAAUAGAACAAAUUAAUAAACUUCGAACUUUAUUGAAUAAUAAUUCUGUUUAAUAAAAAUAAAUAAUAAAAAAAUCAUUCAAAAUUAUUACGUAAUAAAGAUUAGAAAGCUGUCUGAUUUUUAUGAUUCUACUAA